UUAACUGUUCUGUUUCUUAGACAGAAUGAUUGUAGAGAAUUGUUGUUCAUUUUUGACCUAAUGAUCUUGAGAUCUGCAGUUGUUUAGAAACAUUACAAGAGACAUUACUAAUUUGUGUGCAUCUAUGAUCCUCUUUCUCAGAUCUGCAUUGAACUCCUUGGACUUUCCCCAAACAAAGCCUUUUUAUUCUGACAGAGAGAAGCUAGCUACCAGUUGUAGUUAAUCAUGAUAAAUAUUAGGAUGUUGAGAAACUUUGGCCUUGACAUGUUCAAUAUUUUUGAAACUUUCAGUUAUAAUGAUUUAAAUUUGAGUAGAUAAUUGUAUAUUUUUGACCCUGUAUUGAUUUCAGAAGAACAGAAGAUAUUUUUUAUUGUAACUAAAGUUGUAUGUUCUACAAUCAUUCUGCCCCAGUAAAAUAGCAGUUAAAAAACAUGAAAGCCCAGUAUUGCCAUUGCAUUCAUGUCUACAAUGAGUGUAUAAAUGUCUGAACUGUAACUAUCUAGUUUGCCAGUCUCAGCAACCCGCCAACAGAGAGUAACAGUUCGGUAGAAUUAGGAGAGAUGGAGAUGGUAGAACAAACCCCGACCCCAAAUCCUCUCACCGUGGCUCUGCAACUUUAUCCAGCAUUUGAAAUUCGUCAGAUAUUGCAACGUUCCCUUGAAGGGAAAUCAAUAGUAAAGAGUUUGGAUGAAAUGCAAUCUAUUACCACCAAACAGAGGAGGCUACUUGUAAGAAUCCUUAUAUCCCACUUGCUGGAAACAAAUGGGGAAAUGCCAUCCUCAGACACAAAGAAAGGACUUGCCAUGGCUUUGGUGUAUGAAUUUCCAUGCCUAAAGGAUGAUACAGGCACUAGCUACGGAGCUUGGUACACACCUGGACGUAAACACAGGCCUGCUACAGGUUUCCUUGAAGAGCGUCUGCGGAAUGUUAGGAAACGGAUGAGAAAGUUAAAGCAACCUGAUCACCUAGAACCACAGCAGGACCAUAUCAUCUCUACACCAGAAUGUGGAGUGCCUCUCGAAAAAGUUCAGGAGAUGGUUGAGUGGUUGAAGGUCCACAAAUAUCCCAUCUCUGAAGUCGAAAAUUAUAUGAAGGAAACGGCUGUUUACAGAGGCAAGUGGAUCCGCAACAAUGGGUCUAAAAGCAUUGCGGAAGUUUUGAAGGAGUUCCCCAGGCUUGUAGACAAUCCUGGCAUGAUUUCACAAGAUUUCUGUAUCCUGUAUCCUGAUGCAGCGAGGAAACUGUUUGAAAACUGGACCACGAUAAGUGAAAGAAUUCUUCCAUAUGCCCAGCGAGAGGGUAAACUGCCCUCAGUACUGGGUGACAUGACACCAGCUGCUAAAGAGGAGACAGCUUUGAAGGUCCUGCCAACUCUGCUUCCCCCAUCCAUCUACAGGAUAGGAGGAAAGGUCUUCAGACCCACCACAGAAGAGGCCCAGAAGUCAUUUAUUGACAUGCAACCUGUUGGGACCAACAUGGUUGAAUAUUUAAACCAUGAGCUGACUGGAGCAUUGCUGCACAUUCUGUGCCUCAGUGAUGAGACAAGGGGGACAUCACAGACCUUUGCCAUUAUUCCAGGCCACGCCAUUGAGACUGAGUCUUUGUUGGAGGCGGUUGAUCUUUGCUUUAAAGCUUUUUUUGUUUUUGAUGUUCAGUACACCAAGCAGUGUCUCCCCACCUGGGAGUUUCUCCAGCAUGCUGUAUAUAAAAUUGAAGGAAAAGAGUCCUCCGCUGUAAAGUUUUUGAGGACAACAGUGGUUUCAGGCCCACAUGAUAUGUAGAUGAUUUUAUGUAUUUUGUUGCUGUUCUUAAAUCAACACAUCUUAAUAAAUUAAAUUGUAAUCAAAUGAGAGUUCA
Carassius auratus (goldfish) is the source of this 1857-nucleotide messenger RNA. RefSeq lists its product as uncharacterized. Lineage: Eukaryota; Metazoa; Chordata; Actinopteri; Cypriniformes; Cyprinidae. The transcript has 8 exons. The record is from RefSeq and is a predicted model, not a curated record. Bases 561 to 1781 code for a protein of 406 amino acids.